Molecule: messenger RNA, 1628 nt
Organism: Baudoinia panamericana UAMH 10762
Lineage: Eukaryota; Fungi; Ascomycota; Dothideomycetes; Mycosphaerellales; Teratosphaeriaceae
Exons: 1
Coding region: 445-1569 (374 amino acids)
Source: RefSeq, a predicted model, not a curated record
CCGCAUCGAGACGAUUGAGGCGAUGCAGGUACGCGCUGUAGGGUGCUCGGACGUGGAAGCUGCUCGCCUGAUUGGACGAAGCUGAACUUCAUAUGAACUCCUCAACAACAGCCUGACUGUGCCGUAAACAUGCAUCGUCCCUCUGCUCUGUCAUGAGAACACCGUCGAACAGCAUAGACAAUAAUGUGUCUCGGAUGUAUAAAUGCUGCAAAUUGCGAAGGUAGGUGAUGCUCUCGCAUUGUCAAACAAGUCGUCCCUAGUGUCUCGUGUCGAAGCACAUCCCAUUCGAGCAUCCCGAAUCACUACGUUGUGUACUUCUUCCUAUAGGGAGUGCUGCAGUUAUAUACGCGACUAAACCUUCAGCAACUCGACGCUACCAAUAAUUGGAGUCAGAAAGCCGGGCGGUAUAAACCCAGUCAACCCUCAUCAACCCCAGCAUCAAGCAUGUAUCAAGCGCCAAUAGCCUGCAUGUCUGCCGGGCCCUCUAAAAGCUCAUACGUCAACAGAGUGGCAGCUCAAGCGGCGACAGGGAGUAUCACACAGAUCGACGAAGCUCAAGCGCUCAAUGAAUGCAUUUAUGGUGGUUUGCAGUCACCCGAAGACCGCAUGAUCUACAACCGGAAUCAAGCAGACGCUGAUGCCGCAAACACGAAAGGUCUUUCAAGCAAGCGUCAGCGAGCGCGUCAUCGACGAUCCAAGCGAAGCCACGCUGCCGUCGUUGAGCGCAUCAAAUCGAGCUGGAAAGGUCCAGUAGAGCAGUGGCUCUCAGAAGAUAUUACGCCGAGGUCCCAAGGUUCGCGGUUGUAUGGCCAGCCACAGCGUUGGCCCGUCCAUCUGCUGGAAGCGUUAGAGCACGUCUCUCGAUUGCUUCCGGAUGUGGCGGAGGCUCGCGAAGCGCUCGAAGGGGUCGUAAAUGCUCGCAUGUCAAAGUCCCACGAACGUAAGAGUAUCAUAGUGAAGGACGUAGAAGAUGUCAUACGGGGCUUGAGGGGCAAGCCUGAAGGGUUGACACCCAGUGCCCACCCAGCGGCGCUCAUGCCGACGAUUGCAUGCGCCGAUACGACCUUAACAGCUGAUGCGACGUCCGCAGGCAAUGCUAUGCAGUACGACGAUCUGCGACAAGUCACCGCGCCACUGACCGCCCGCCGACAGGGGAAGCAGCCGGUUCCAAGUGCUACUGACGCAAUAAGUUCUGCAGCAUCGGUGACUGGAAGUCCUAUUGUCAAGCAUGAAGCGAUCACUGACCCAGCCAUCGGACACAUACCCACUACAGCACGGCGUCCGCAUACACGACCUCCACUGGACUGGAUUGUUUCAAGGAUCGAGAAGCUUGCCUCGGAGCGUCAGGACUUGGUCCUGCAGCGUGCAGACUUUACUCGUAAGCUGGCCAAUCUCGAGCGUAUGUGGGGACAUGGCGGUGCCCCCGAAGCGAUAGCGGGUUAUCAGAAAGACAUUGAGAGCAAGACCAGAGCCAUCAAUGACAAGAACCGAGAGAUUGGAAAGCUGAAGGCAGGCUUGGAAGAUGGUUCCCGUAGGCAACAUGGAGAAGGGCCGAUCCUUGUCGAUUAGUUAGAGACAUAUACCGGAGUUCUUUUUCACGUGAGCAUGCGGUGGCACGGUAACUUGUG